This is a messenger RNA of Myripristis murdjan (pinecone soldierfish), 3315 nucleotides long. It is a transcript of the gene copb1, whose product is annotated as COPI coat complex subunit beta 1. The transcript is spliced from 22 exons. NCBI's taxonomy places the organism in Eukaryota, Metazoa, Chordata, Actinopteri, Holocentriformes, Holocentridae. Gene Ontology annotation, molecular function: structural molecule activity. Gene Ontology annotation, biological process: endoplasmic reticulum to Golgi vesicle-mediated transport; intracellular protein transport; intra-Golgi vesicle-mediated transport. Gene Ontology annotation, cellular component: cytoplasm; COPI vesicle coat. Bases 212 to 3073 code for a protein of 953 amino acids. The record is from RefSeq and is a predicted model, not a curated record.
GUGGCUGAGAAAGCAAUCCUCCACGUCACUAGGAAGUAGUGGAGUGCCGAGUUGAGGGCUCGUCAAGGCGAUUUUCUGAGUAAUUCACAGAUGUAAAGAGCAAAUCUGGGAUAUUGUAGGCCAUUUCAGAAGAUAACAGGUUUGCAUUCAGGUACUCUCCACUCUGUGACGUUCAUUGGGAUUCUUACGAGGCAUCCAACCCAGCGGCGACAUGACAGCUGCAGAGAAUGUUUGUUACACCCUGAUCAAUGUACCAAAUGACUCGGAGCCCCCGUCUGAAGUCAGCCUGAAAGCUGAUUUAGAAAAGGGGGAGAUCAAGGCAAAGACAGAAGCCUUGAAAAAGGUGAUCAUCAUGAUCCUGAAUGGUGAGAAGUUGCCGGGUCUGCUGAUGACCAUCAUUCGCUUCGUCUUGCCACUUCAAGACCACACAAUCAAGAAGCUGCUUCUGGUUUUCUGGGAGAUUGUCCCCAAAACUACCCCAGACGGCAAGCUGCUUCAGGAGAUGAUCUUGGUCUGUGAUGCCUACAGAAAGGACCUGCAGCACCCCAAUGAGUUCAUCCGUGGCUCCACCCUGCGCUUCCUGUGCAAGCUGAAGGAGUCUGAGCUGCUGGAGCCUCUCAUGCCAGCCAUCCGGGCGUGCCUGGAGCACCGACACAGCUACGUGCGCCGCAACGCCGUCCUGGCCAUUUACACCAUCUAUAGGAACUUUGAACAUCUCAUCCCAGAUGCUCCAGAGUUGAUCCAUGAUUUCCUUGUCAAUGAGAAAGAUGCCAGCUGUAAGAGAAAUGCCUUCAUGAUGCUGAUUCAUGCAGAUCAGGACAGAGCUCUGGAUUACCUCAGCACGUGUAUCGAUCAAGUCCAUACUUUCGGCGACAUUCUCCAGCUGGUUAUUGUGGAGCUGAUCUACAAAGUGUGUCACGCUAACCCCUCUGAACGUGCCCGCUUCAUCCGCUGUAUCUACAACCUGCUGCAGUCCUCCAGCCCAGCCGUGAAAUAUGAGGCUGCCGGCACUCUUGUCACCCUCUCCAGCGCGCCCACUGCAAUCAAGGCUGCUGCACAGUGCUACAUUGAUCUGAUUAUCAAGGAAAGUGACAACAACGUGAAGCUGAUUGUUCUUGAUCGUCUCAUCGAACUGAAGGAGCAUCCCACUCAUGAGCGUGUACUUCAGGACCUGGUCAUGGACAUCCUGCGUGUUCUCAGCACACCUGACCUGGAAGUGAGGAAGAAGACCUUGCAGCUGGCACUGGACCUUGUCUCAUCCCGAAAUGUUGAGGAGUUGGUGAUUGUUUUGAAGAAAGAGGUGAUCAAGACCAACAACGUCACAGAGCACGAGGACACUGAUAAAUACAGGCAGCUGCUGGUGCGCACUCUGCACUCUUGUAGUGUGCGCUUCCCUGACAUGGCGGCCAAUGUCAUUCCUGUGCUGAUGGAAUUCUUAAGUGACACUAAUGAGGCAGCUGCUGCUGAUGUGCUGGAGUUUGUGCGGGAGGCCAUUCAGAGGUUUGACAACUUGAGACCCCUCAUCAUUGAGAAAAUGCUGGAAGUUUUCCACGCCAUCAAAACUGUCAAGAUCUACAGGGGAGCACUGUGGAUCUUGGGAGAAUACUGCAGCACCAAGGAAGAUAUUCAGAGUGUGAUGACAGAAGUCCGCAGAUCCUUGGGAGAUAUCCCCAUAGUGGAGAACGAGAUAAAGAAAGAGGCAGGAGAGGUGAAGCCAGAGGAUGAGGUCAGCGCAGCUCCAGCCCAGAAACUGGUGACAGAGAUGGGCACCUACGUGACCCAGAGCGCCCUCAGCUCCUCCCGGCCCUCCAAGAAAGAGGAGGACAGGCCUCCACUCAGAGGCUUCCUGAUGGAUGGAGAUUUCUACGUGGCAGCUUCCCUGGCCACCACACUGACUAAAGUGGCCUUGCGUUAUGUUGCGAUUGUUCCAGACAAAAAGAAACAAAAUUCUUUUGUUGCAGAGGCCAUGCUGAUCAUGGUCACCGUGCUGCACUUGGGCAAGUCCUCUCUGCCCAAGAAGCCCAUCACAGACGAUGACGUGGACCGCAUCUCGCUGUGCCUCAAGGUCCUGUCAGAGUGCUCGCCACUCAUGAACGACAUUUUCAACAAGGAGUGCCGCAAAUCGCUGUCACACAUGCUCACUGUCAGACUGGAGGAGGAGAAGCUGUCACAGAAGAAAGAAUCUGAGAAGCGUAACGUUACAGUGCAGGCCGACGACCCCAUCUCCUUCAUGCAGCUGACAGCCAAGAAUGAGAUGACUUCUAAGGAGGACCAGUUCCAGCUCAGUCUGCUCGCUGCCAUGGGAAACACUCAGAGGAAGGAGGCUGCUGAUCCUUUGGCUUCAAAACUCAACAAGGUGACCCAACUGACAGGCUUCUCAGACCCAGUCUAUGCCGAAGCAUAUGUUCAUGUCAACCAGUAUGACAUUGUUUUGGAUGUGCUGGUGGUCAACCAAACCAGUGAUACCCUCCAGAACUGCACCCUUGAGCUGGCCACUUUAGGUGAUCUCAAGUUGGUUGAGAAGCCUUCCCCUCUAACUCUGGCCCCUCAUGAUUUUGCUAACAUCAAGGCCAACGUCAAGGUGGCAUCCACGGAAAAUGGCAUUAUAUUUGGCAACAUUGUUUAUGACGUGUCAGGAGCUGCAAGCGACAGGAACUGCGUUGUCCUUAGCGACAUCCACAUUGACAUCAUGGACUACAUCCAGCCAGCGUCAUGCACUGACGCAGAGUUCAGACAGAUGUGGGCAGAGUUUGAGUGGGAGAACAAGGUGACAGUGAACACCAACAUCACAGAUCUGAACGAAUACCUCCACCAUAUCCUCAGCUCCACUAACAUGAAGUGCCUGACUCCUGAGAAGGCACUAUCUGGCUUCUGCGGUUUCAUGGCUGCCAACCUGUAUGCCCGCUCUAUCUUUGGAGAAGAUGCCCUGGCUAAUGUCAGUAUCGAGAAGCCCAUCCACCUGGGGCCCGACGCACCUGUCAAUGGACAUAUACGCAUCAGAGCCAAAAGUCAGGGCAUGGCUUUGAGCCUGGGCGACAAGAUCAACCUUUCCCAGAAAAAGACAGCUGUCUGAAACAACUCCAGAGCAGCAGUCCAGCUGAUCACUCUGACUUUGUUCAAGUCAUCUGCUAAUCUCUUGUGUUGCUUGUCUUUACGGCCUUUGCUCACAGCAAAAUAAGAGUUCUGUAUGGUCAGUCUUUCUUUUCAUUUUACAACACUUAUGUCUGAAAACCAUUUCCAUCCAGAUAAUGUCCUUUCCCUGUCCUAUCUUUAAUUUUCAAUAAACCUAUAUAUUAAAAAAAGAAUGGAAAUAUA